This is a messenger RNA of Arabis nemorensis, 441 nucleotides long. NCBI's taxonomy places the organism in Eukaryota, Viridiplantae, Streptophyta, Magnoliopsida, Brassicales, Brassicaceae. The record is from the annotation of a GenBank genome assembly.
AUGAAGCUCGGUGCUCGGCUUAUUGUUCCCAUGAUUAUACUUCUCCUUUCUCUUACAAUUGAAUUAACAAAAGCAGAAGUCAUUACACUGACCCCAGAAACCUUUUCUGACAAGGUGAAGGAGAAGGAUACUGCGUGGUUUGUAAAAUUUUGUGUUCCUUGGUGUAAGCACUGCCAGAAAUUGGGGAAUUUGUGGGAAGAAUUGGGAAAAGCAAUGGAGGGAGACGAUGAAAUUGAGAUUGGUGAAGUAGAUUGUGGUACUAGCAGAGCUGUUUGCACCAAAGUUGAGAUUCACUCAUAUCCAACAUUUAAGCUAUUUUACAAUGGAGAAGAAGUUUCAAAAUAUCAAGGAAAAAGAGACGUUGAAUCGCUCAAGACCUUUGUUAUAGAGGAAACUGAAAAGGCARCAGAAAAAGCACAGCUUGAAGACAAGGAACUGUGA